AUGCGCAGAUUCCCCCUUGCUGGUCCCUUUUUCCGCCAUUUUGCCCUCCUGAGCGCGCGGCGGGAGACACAUGGUGGGCGUGGCCUCCUUCGUCCCGACGUUCUAAGUCUUCGUCUCUUCUGGGCUGGCUGCUGUUUGACUUCAUUCGAGGCCUGUGCCCACUCCUGGGAUGUGGGUUUGAGCAGCAGCAGAAGAGGAGGAGGAGCCCCUGGGAGAUAUACAGAGGAACCUUGCCAGACUAAUAUUAAUAUACAGAAUGAAAUGGUGAAGAUCAGCUAUGACCUAGCCACCAUCUGUCCUCAAGCCAGCCCAGUUUUUGGCAGCCCUGAUCUUGCGAAGAUCUAUGGAGGAUGCUUUUCCGAAGAUAAGUGCUGGUACAGAUGUAAAAUACUGCAGGUUGUCAAUGAUGAAAAGUGCCAGGUAUUAUAUAUUGACUAUGGGAACUCUGAAAUUCUCGUUCGAUCAGAAAUAGUAGAACUUCCAGAAAACUUGCAGUUUCCUAGUGUGGCAAAGAAAUAUAGAUUGUGGGGAUUACAGAUGCUUGUUAAUCACGAUGUAAAUCAGUUUGACCAGGGCCGGAAGUUUUUGAAUAGCUUGAUUACAUCCAAAGAGAUGAUGACAAGAUACAAAGCCACUGCUCAAGAUGGUGCCAUUUUGGUCCAUGCAGAGUGUGGCCUAUUGGAUGUGGGGGAGGAAAUAGCCAAGAAAGGAUUUGCCAAAAGAUGCACAUCUCCCACAAACAUGGAUGUGGAAAAGGAUUUUUCUUCAUAUAAGCUCAGGAUGAAUGCCAACUCUCCAGCUUUAAACCCUCCUGUGAAAGGCAACAGCCCGAUAAAAGGAGGCUUUGGAGACUACGCUGUAUCUCAGAAUAGUAGCAAUGAGAACGGUAAUAGAAACCGUGUGCCGUUAACAAAUUGGGAGAAAACGACGCCUCCUGGCUUUAGAAGAUUGUCAAACACUAGCCUAGACAAAAUGAAACAAAAUCAGAAACUAAUGGAGGAGAUUGAAAAGCUAAAUGAGGAGAAACAGGCUAUCAGAGAGGAAAACAAGAAGCUGGAAUCAAAAAUUCAGAAGCUUUCUAAUGAUUUAGAGGAAGAGAAGAAAGCUUUCAAAGAUUAUGUAGAGGAAGUUCUGCCUACAUAUGUAGGAACUACAGUGAGAAAUCUGGCUGGCAAAUUUGAAAAAUUGAAAGAAGCAAGGCAAGGAAAUGUGGGUACUCGUUUUGGAGAAAAUCUUUCAGAAGCGGUAAAGGUGGUGAGAGAAGGAUGUCUUCUGGCUCCCCUGUCUUUGGAAAAACUGGAGAAGAUUUGGAAAGACUAUAACUUUGCCCAGACGGAAAUUCGUCUUUGCAAAGAUGUGGACAAUAUUCAGUGCUUAAUUCUUCACAGAAAGGAAAUGCAAGAGAAGUUGUACUCUGCCGUAGAAGAAUUCAUCAUUGAAGUGAAUGACUUGCCCCUUUUGGAACGCUUAGAAGAACUGAAGACAUUGCAGGAGUCUUUGAAGUCUGCAUAUGGUUAUGCUCAUCAUGAAGUAGAAAGUUCUGUGGAUGCAUUUGAGAAGUUCUUUGAGUGGAAGAAUGGAAAGCUGGAGGAAUUCAACCGGGUCAGGAAUUCCACAGAUGGUUCCUUGCUAAAUCUUGUGAUGGGUUUCAAGAAAAUAUUUCAGUUCUUUGAUAUGAAAGGGGAAACCCUUUUGAAAUAUGAGGAGGUUGGUAUGGAUGUGGAUGAAGUUCUCAAGAAGACUGAGAUGGAUAUUUCUCAGGAGCUGGACCUUUUCCUCAUUGAACCAGAUGAAACGGAUAAAAAAAUAAUCCAAAAUGUUUAUGUAGAGGUUAUACGUAUGGCCCACCAAGAGCAGCAGCUGUUAGAUACUGUCUAUCACAAGCAUCUCGAAAGUAUUGAGUUCAGAAAACAGCUUGCGGAAUGGCUGGAUACAAGUCCUAAUAUUGACAAUUUGUUACUGAUUAAGAAGAGAAUUAAAAGCCUAAAGAGUCAGCUGAGAUGGAAGAUGGCAGAAAAAGUCUACUUGGAAGAAUCUGAUGAUUACAGUGAGUCCACAGUGAGAAAGAUAAAAGAAGAAAUCAUUGCACUGCGAAACAAUAUCUUUCAGGAAAUAUCCAAGGAACAAGAAGAAUAUGAGACACUGACUCAUCUGGUGCAGACAUGCUUCCCUGAGCUGCCACUCCUUCAUCCCGAAGCUGAAAUUCCAAAAUAUAUGAAUUCAGGAGGGCUUCUUACAUUUAGUUUGGAACGUGAUCUUUUAGAUGCUGAACCAAUGAAGGAACUGAGCACAAAGCGCCCUCUGGUUUGCUCAGAAGUUCAAGGGCAAAAGGUUAUCCUAAAGGGUUACGCUGUGGAUAUAAGUACUGAAACAGAAGUAAUAGAAACAGCAGCAAAGUAUCACAAAGUCUGGAGAGAAAUGAAAGAGGAAUCUGGUCUAAUGCAGCUGAUGUUCUUGUUUCUAUGCAAGUCUGAUCCUGUUGCAUAUCUGAUGGUCCCUUAUUAUGGUGGAGCAAGCCUGGGCAUAGUACAGAGUACUGCUCCUUUAACUCCAGAUGAGAGCUUGAAAGUAAUGAAAGGAGUAGCCCGUGGUCUGCAUGCACUACACAGCGCUAAUAUAGUUCAUGGGUCACUGCAUAAAAACAAUGUAUUUGCUGUAAAUCGAAAACAAGGAAUUGUUGGAGAUUUUGACUUUUCUAAAUCAGAGAAUCAGCGUGCUGCGAUGAAUUAUGUGGCACUGAAUGGUUUCAACUUAAUUUCCCCUGAAGUAAAAAAUGGACAGCCACCAUCUCCAGCUUCAGAUAUGUUUGCUUUUGGUUGCCUCCUUUGCUGGCUAUUUAUUGGAAACCAAGAGUUUAAAAUAAACAGGGAUGGGAUUCCUGAAGUGGAUGGCCUUAUAAUGGAUGAUAAAGUUAAAUCUCUGCUCACAAACCUCCUCUGUUCUAAUAAUCGAAUGACUGCGGAGCAGGUGCUGAAUGAUGACUGUUUCCUGUUGCCUGAGAUGAUCUCACUCCCGCAGGAACAUGGACAAGCUGAAUGUGGAAAUGAAAAUGCAAGAACAGAAGAUACAGAAAUUGCAAUUCCUUUGGGACAUGAACAAGCUGAAUGUGAAAAUGAAGGUGCAAUAACAGAAGAUACUGCAAUUGUGUCCGAGGACAAGCAGGAUAGAGAAAUUGUAGCUUCAGAGACUAUAGAACUCAAGAUGGUAAAUUCAGACUAAACACAAUUUAAUUUUGUGAGCAUAAUUUCAGAACCCCAAAGGCAACUUUUCUAAACUUCUAACUUUAUCUAGAAAGUUUAUAUGUACUUGUUUCAUGCUUUGGUUUUGCAUAUUUUUUUAGUGAACUGAGAUGCAUCUUGGACAGUUGAUUUUCACAUUGGAGUUGUGAAUUCAGUUUCAUUAAUGUUUAAUUCUUCUGCAGUUCUUUUCACUUGCGUUUCAAAAAUGGCAGUCUUCCUUUUCCUAGUUAGUGAAUUUACCAGUUUGCCUUAAGAUAUGGUUUCUUUUUGGGUCCAAUUAGGUAUCAUUUGAAAGACAAAUUUAGUAGUUGUUCCUCUCCCAUCUUUCCUUUAGGGUUGAACUUGGCAACUUCUGACUUUCAGAAGAUACUGGAGUACAACUCCUAUCAUCCCUCACUAUUUGCUAUGCUUACUAGGGCCAACAAUAACUUAGUAGGUGGAGGCUCAUAAGAUUUCUGUCAACCG
Messenger RNA from Anolis sagrei ordinatus, 3704 nucleotides. The record is from RefSeq and is a predicted model, not a curated record. NCBI's taxonomy places the organism in Eukaryota, Metazoa, Chordata, Lepidosauria, Squamata, Anolidae.